AGGGCGGGCUGAAGACGCGUCGUUCGGGCUCGGCGACGGGGGCAGAGCUGCCGGCGCGGGCGCUGCGUGAGAGCCUUUGUCAGGGCGCGGGCCGGAGACGAGGCCCUCGAGAUCCCCGAUGGUGUCCAUGACUUUCAAGCGGAGCCGCAGCGACCGGUUCUACAGCACCCGGUGCUGCGGCUGCUGCCAUGUCCGCACCGGGACGAUCAUCCUGGGGACCUGGUACAUGGUGGUAAACCUAUUGAUGGCAAUUUUGCUGACUGUGGAGGUAACUCAUCCAAACUCAAUGCCAGCUGUCAACAUUCAGUAUGAAGUUAUUGGUAAUUACUAUUCAUCCGAGAGAAUGGCUGAUAAUGCCUGUGUUCUUUUUGCCGUCUCUGUUCUUAUGUUUAUAAUCAGUUCCAUGAUGGUAUAUGGAGCAAUUUCCUAUCAAGUGGGUUGGCUGAUUCCAUUCUUCUGUUACCGGCUUUUUGACUUCGUUCUUAGUUGCCUGGUUGCUAUCAGUUCUUUCACUUACUUGCCAAGAAUCAAGGAAUAUCUGGAUCAAUUACCUGAUUUUCCCUACAAAGAUGACCUCCUGUCAUUGGACUCCAGCUGUCUCCUCUUCAUCGUCCUUGUGUUCUUUGCCUUAUUCAUCAUCUUUAAGGCUUAUCUAAUCAACUGCGUUUGGAAUUGCUAUAAAUACAUCAACAACAGAAAUGUGCCUGAGAUUGCUGUGUACCCUGCCUUUGAAGCACCUCCACAGUAUGUCUUGCCAACCUAUGAAAUGGCGGUGAAGAUGCCUGAGAAAGAACCGCCGCCUCCCUACAUCCCUGCUUGAAGAGAGUCUGCCUUCGUCAAUAAACCCUAUACCAGCUUUUUGUCUUGUUUAUUUUACAGAAUGCUGCAAUACAGGGCUCUUCAAACUUGUUUGAUAUAAAAUACAUUUUACUUUGUUUAAGCAUUUAUUUUCAAACACUAACAGGCUUUUUGGAUACCUAUAAAUAGGGGUUUUUGUUAAGUCUAUUACAUUUUAGUAGUUUUUGAAGACAAUCUAGGUUAAGAGCAAAGUGCCAUUGUUUGCCUUUAAUGGGGGGGGGCGGGAUGGGGAUGUUCGCCACACAAUUUCUUUUUUAACUUUGCACUUUCUUUACAAAAUAAGAGUUUGCAUUUUGGUUAUUUGCUACCCUGGAUACUUUCAGGAAGAAUGGAUUAAAUAUUCAGGGCGAGUGAGUUGGAUAUAAGAUCUGAGCUUUUCAGCUGUGAAAGUGGGACACUAAUGUUUUAACUGACUGUGGAAGAUGAUGACUGCAUGUUUCUAAUUUGUAUGUGUUUCCAUCUUUGUUAUAAGAUGCUUUAAUAAAUCUCUU
Molecule: messenger RNA, 1349 nt
Organism: Talpa occidentalis (Iberian mole)
Lineage: Eukaryota; Metazoa; Chordata; Mammalia; Eulipotyphla; Talpidae
Gene: LAPTM4A
Product: lysosomal protein transmembrane 4 alpha
Exons: 7
Coding region: 119-820 (233 amino acids)
Cellular component (GO): lysosomal membrane
Source: RefSeq, a predicted model, not a curated record